AUGGAUAGGGUCGAGGAAACAACAUCUCCGCCCUUCAAUGUAGCUCAAUAUUUAGAUUUAAAUUUGGAAAUUGCUCAUGCUAAUAUCAUCACCAGCAUUCAUGACCUGUGCUUCGCGACGUUCCCGCUCCCGGACAACAGCGCCAAGCAGGCGACCGGGAACUGGACCGGCGCCUACCCGGGUCGCCUCGGCGACACAGCUUCGUUCAGCUGCAACACCUGGUACAUCUUCAGCAACGGGGCGGGCACCGUGCACACGAAGUACUGCGACUUCGGCAACACGUGGACCGAUAUGUCUGGGAUGAACUCGAAAUGCGUCGAUCAAUUCCUCACCUCUCUGGGCCCGCUGCAACUGGAUCAGGUGAACCAGAACUGGAAUCAGUACGUGACAAAGGACACGAAACCCUGGUGGAGGUACCAUAUGGGCGAUGAACGGACUGUCACUGGCAUCUACGUCAGAUUUAACGUGGAUUUCUACGAAUGUCACAGCGCAAACAACCUGGAGGUGCGAGUUGGAUACACGGACUGGACCCCCGAGAACACGAACUGGCUGCAAUCCAACGCCCUCUGCACGACUUUCGCCGGAGCCAACUGCCUUGACGACUGCACCCAGUACAUGACGCUCAACUGCAAGGCCCCGCUGAAGGGGAGGAUCUUGUCCAUCCAGAAGGUGGAUGUCGCAGGGUAUAUCUAUUCGACGUGGGACACGUCCAUUCCCUGCGAGUGGAAUUCGGGCGGGUUCCCCUCCGAUCUCCCGCUCAUGCACAUCUGGAUCCUCUUCGGCUGAAUACGGACAAGCGACUUCUGCCUUUCCCCUGGGAGAAUUCCAUCAUGGACCGAUUUCUCGACUUCCCCCUGGUUACGAAUAAGAAAUAGAAGGUUACAUUUCGGAUUCGGUUGAUUCUAUUGCGGCGGCGAAGGUCAGUCGAAUCUCACCAUGAGUUGCAAGAAUUCGAAAAGUAGCAAUUAUCAUCCACUAAACCUAAACUGAAUCGUGCAUCGCAAUUCGAUCGUUCCAUUUUUUUUUCACUUAAAUCAUUACGUAUUCUGCAAAUCAAGACAAAUCGGCCGUUAUGGGAGGAAUCCCAGGGAGAACAUUUUCGACUCACGGACUCGGAUUUCUUUCGUUUCUCGGGGUGCUCGAGGUCUCCAACAACAAUGGGUGCUUGUAACACCUUUCCAACGGACCGGGAACACCAUUGGGGUGUACGGGCCUCGAGCACCUCCAACUUCUUUGGGGAAUGGGGUAUCUCAUCAAUAAAACGUAUCAAAAAA
Messenger RNA from Darwinula stevensoni, 1274 nucleotides. NCBI's taxonomy places the organism in Eukaryota, Metazoa, Arthropoda, Ostracoda, Podocopida, Darwinulidae. The record is from the annotation of a GenBank genome assembly.